GCCAUUUACAAAUGUUUAUAUAAGUUGUUGUAAUUAAAGUGUAAUUACUUUUAAAUCAAAUUAUAAUCUCAACUAAUUUUACAUAUAAUAAAAUGAUUGUCCGCCCAAUUAAUUACAUAUUAAUAAUAAUUUUCAUAUAUUAUACCAAUUGUGUGAUAUGCCAGUCGUGUCCGAACGGUUGGGAAGAGUUCCAGAGUUCGUGCUAUAAGUUCACCCGAAAUCCCGUCAAGAAUGUGAUCCAAGCGGAGGACACAUGCCUUCUAUACAACUCACACCUAAUUAGUGUCAACACAUUGGAUGAGCACUUGUUUG
Messenger RNA from Oppiella nova, 312 nucleotides. The record is from the annotation of a GenBank genome assembly. Lineage: Eukaryota; Metazoa; Arthropoda; Arachnida; Sarcoptiformes; Oppiidae.